AUGACUAAUCAUGAUACACAAAUUGAAAUGAAAGAACAACCAAUUGUUCCUCAAGUUGAUACUCAAACACUUCAAACAGAAAAUCAAAAUAUGGAAAAUACAUUAAGAAAUACAACAGAGGUAAAUACAAAUAAAAAAGAAAUUGUACCAUUACUUCAAGUUAUUAAUACCACGUUUAUUUCAGCUGGAUUUCUUGUUUUUUUGUUAUUAGCAGUUGGUUGUUUUGUUAUAAGUGUUUUUGUACCAGUUCCAUAUAAAACAAAUGAAACAUCAGUUUGGAAAUGUCAUUGUACUGAAGACACAUUAUAUCAUAAAGAGUGUUGUGAUGGAGUUAAUUUAAUGGAAACAGAAAAAUUACGUCUUCAAGUCGGACCAUUUACUUUACUUAAUGAAGAAUUUAGAUUAGAAGGAAUUUUUAAAAACUUAAAACCCGACCAAUAUAUUGGAGGAGAGAUAGACUUUUUAAUUGAUAUUAAGGGAAUAGAUACAAUGGGACAAAGUGAAAAAUUAGUUAAGCAAUAUCCAAUAGAUAUAAGAUUUGAUUGUAAGAAAGAUGAUUAUAAUUGUAAUAAAUUUACAUUUUUUAAAUACAAAUUAUUAAUAUAUGAAUAUUAUAAUAUAACAAUGAGUAUUAGCCACACUACAUUUGACUCAAAUCAAUUAGGAGAUUUAAUAUUAUCAUUAAGAACUGUUAAUCAUAAAUAUAAUUUUUAUGAAAUUGGAUGGAGAUUUGUGUUUAUUAUAUUAUCUUGUAUUGUUAUGGGACUUUUUACUUUUGUUAGUAGAAAAUAUGUUUAUAGAAAUUGGCCUGUUGAAAACAAAUUAACAUUUUUAUUAUUGUUUGUAUUAAUUUUAUUUAAUAACCCAUUCUUUACUUAUGAAUAUGUAUUUGCUUCUUCACUGUUUGUUUUUUGGAAAAUUAUUAUCACUUCUAUAUUUUGUGUGUUUGUUGUGUUUUAUGUUCUUGUUAUAUUUGAAGCAUUACGUAAACCAAUAUCUUGGAGAAAAAAUAUUAAUUUUUGGAUUGGAAGAAUAUUGUUCUUUUGUGCAUUUAUAUUAGUUAUAUUAAUUACAUUACUUUAUAAUACAACUUAUUCUAUAACUGAUAUUAAUUACAAACCUUUAAAAGAUAUUCCAAAUAUUGUUUUUUGUGUUGCUGAUAUUAUUUUUGCUGUUAUUUAUUUUAUUUGGUUAUGUUUUUCUGUUAUUCGUUCCUUUAGUGAAGCUAAAAGAGUUGGUAAUACAAAAAGAAUUUAUACUUUUGGAAUAUUGGUUAUAACAUCAGUUAUUAUAUUUGUUCUUCUUCUUGUUGUUGCUUUUUUCCUUGGAUUUGAAAAUAGUGCUACAACUUAUUUAUCAACGUUGUCAUAUGGUAAUUUGUUUAUUUGGUUAUUAUCCAUUUUUUAUAUUCCAAAACCAACUCGUCCAAUUUGGGACAAAGCAAAAACUAUUCUUGUUGAACAAGAUGACAUUGCCCAAUACAAACAAUUACCUGAAGAUAUUGUUGAUGAAACUAUAGUCAAUACCCCUCGUUCUGGUUCUAGUGAUAUUGAAUAA
Messenger RNA from Entamoeba histolytica HM-1:IMSS, 1557 nucleotides. RefSeq lists its product as uncharacterized. Bases 1 to 1557 code for a protein of 518 amino acids. Gene Ontology annotation, molecular function: toxic substance binding. The transcript has 2 exons. NCBI's taxonomy places the organism in Eukaryota, Evosea, Mastigamoebida, Endamoebidae. The record is from RefSeq and is a predicted model, not a curated record.